Messenger RNA from Tilletiopsis washingtonensis, 1235 nucleotides. Its product is annotated as P-loop containing nucleoside triphosphate hydrolase protein. Gene Ontology annotation, biological process: iron-sulfur cluster assembly. Lineage: Eukaryota; Fungi; Basidiomycota; Exobasidiomycetes; Entylomatales. The transcript has 2 exons. Gene Ontology annotation, cellular component: cytosol. The record is from RefSeq and is a predicted model, not a curated record. Gene Ontology annotation, molecular function: ATP binding; ATP-dependent FeS chaperone activity; 4 iron, 4 sulfur cluster binding. Bases 30 to 1085 code for a protein of 351 amino acids.
GCCCACCACCAACCUGCGCAUCCUCGGCCAUGGCCUCGCCCUCCACGCUCCCCGACGCCGCCAUUGCGCGUCGGCUGGCCGGCGUCAAGACCAUCCUCCUCGUCCUCUCCGGCAAGGGCGGCGUGGGCAAGUCCAGCGUCUCCUCUCAGCUCGCCCUCUCCCUCUCCUCCUCCGCCGGCGGCGCGGCUCGCGUGGGCCUGCUCGACAUCGACCUCACGGGUCCCUCGAUCCCGCGCAUGCUGGGCCUCGACGGCUCGCCGGUCCAUCAAUCCUCCGACGGCUGGGUGCCCGUCUAUGCGGAUCGCGAACAGCGACUGGCAGUGAUGAGCGUCGGCUUUCUGCUGCGCAGCCGCAAUGACAGUGUCGUGUGGCGCGGACCCAAGAAGAACGCCAUGAUCAAGCAGUUUCUCGGCGAUGUGAGAUGGGGCGAGCUGGACUAUCUGAUCGUCGAUACACCGCCGGGCACGUCCGACGAGCACAUUUCCCUCGUCGAGUAUCUCGCUCCCUUUUCUCCCGUGUCUCUCAUGGUCACCACCCCUCAAGCUCUCUCUCUCGCCGACAAUCUGCGCUCGCUCGACUUUACGCGCAAAGUCUCGCUGCCGCUCUUGGGCGUCAUCGAGAACAUGUCGGGCUACGUCUGUCCGCACUGUACGGAGUGUACGAAUGUGUGGGGCAGAGGCGGCGGCGAGGCGCUGGCGCAACGAGAAGGGCUGGCGUUCUUGGGACGCAUCCCGAUCGAUCCGGGACUUGUGAGGGUGCUGGACGACGCAAAGGAGGAGGCUCAGGUGACGGUGGCGCAGGAACUGGGCGUGGAGAAAGUGUCGCUCGAGGACAUCACCAAGCCCCUUCCCGACGCCGACGCCGACGCCGACGCGGCAACGGCAACAGCAAGCGUGGCAAAGGCAUCCACUGCAUCAACAACAACACCCGCCGGCACUCGCCUCUCGCGCACCAUCCUGCAGCGCUACACUGCCUCGCAGACCUUUCCGAUCUUCCAGGAGAUCACGCAGAGGGUCGUAGAGCAGCUGGCCAAAGUAAGGGAGACGCAGAGAGAGGCCAAGGAGCAAAGGGAGGCGACGCAGUAGGCAUGAUGGGUAGAGCAAUAGACAAGUCACGCGCUUCGGGUCGAGCGUCUUGAGGUAGACGAUGAGUGAGGAGCAUAGAGAGCGCCGACGCCUGGCCCUCGCAGUCUCGAGAUGCGAGUGGGUCUCUCGAGCAAUCACGAUCGAACGAUG